Carassius gibelio (silver crucian carp) is the source of this 2829-nucleotide messenger RNA. RefSeq lists its product as uncharacterized. The coding region runs from base 65 to 1537 and encodes 490 amino acids. The record is from RefSeq and is a predicted model, not a curated record. NCBI's taxonomy places the organism in Eukaryota, Metazoa, Chordata, Actinopteri, Cypriniformes, Cyprinidae. The transcript is spliced from 5 exons.
AUUUUAGCCUGUGAGAGUUGCAGCACUUUCCUGUUGCAUGUACUCACCGAGAAGUUGAUGAGCCAUGCAGCAGACACCAACAUCAAGUGAUUUUGAAGCUUUAACCUCUGUCAAAAUCUGUUCUACAGGUGUGCUUGGUUUUGCUGAUGAAAUAUCAGUGAUGAAGGGAAGUUCAGUCACUCUGGACUCUGGUCUUACUGAAAUAAAAAAUGAUAAUGUGAUUCAGUGGGGGUUUGGACGUGAAAAUACUUCACUUGCUGAAACUAAUAAACAGACCGACAGAAUGACUGUGUAUGAUGAUGUUCUUGAUGGGAGAUUCAGAAACAGACUGAAGCUGGACGAUCAAACUGGAUCUCUGACCAUCACAAACACCACAACUCAACAUGCUGGAGCUUAUGAACUGCAGAUCAACAAUGUGAGGAAGUGUUUCCUUCUCACUGUCUAUGGAGACAAGUCGGUGUCAAUGAAAAUUGGAAAUUCAGUCACUAUAAACUCUGGUCUUACUCAAAUCAUGGAGGAUGACAAGAUUCAGUGGAGGUUUUUAGAUGAUGCAACAAUGUGGUUGUCUGGAUAUGAAUACAUUUUAAUAGCUGAAAUCAAUAAACGGGCAGACAGCAUGACUAUAUCUGAUAAUGCUCUUGAUGGGAGAUUCAGAGGCAGACUGAAGCUGGACGAUCAAACUGGAUCUCUGACCAUCAGAAAUGUCAGAAUUCAUCAUGCUGGACGUUAUAAACUGCAGACCACAUACAUAAAGAUUGACUACCUUUUCACUGUCUAUGAUGAAAUAUCAGUGAUGGAGGGAGAUUCACUCACUUUAAACUCUGAUUUUAUUGAAAUGAUGGAUGAUGAUGAGUUUUGGAGGAUUCGAUUGAAGGUUUUGACUGAUGAUCAGAUUGAGUGGAGGUUUUUAAAGACUUUAAUAGCUAAAAUCAAUAGACGUGUUAACACAAGCACCGUAUACGAGUAUGUUCUCGACGGGAGAUUCAGAGACCGACUGAAGCUGGACAAUCAAACUGGAUCUCUGACCAUCACAAACAUCACAACUGAAGAUGCUGGAGAUUAUAAACUAAAGAUAACUGGAUCAAAACCGUCAUCAAUAACAUUUAAAGUUUCUGUCUUUACUCGUCUGCCUGUUCCUGUCAUCAGCAGAAACUCUUCAAACUGUUCUUCAUCUUCAUCUUCAUCAUCAUCAUCACAGCAGAAUUGUUCACUGUUGUGUUCAGUGGUGAAUGUGAGUCAUGUGACUCUCUCCUGGUACAAAGGAAACAGUUUAUUGUCCAGCAUCAGUGUGUCUGAUCUCAGCAUCAGUCUCUCUCUACCUCUGGAGGUGGAAUAUCAGGAGAAAAACAGCUACAGCUGUGUGAUCAACAAUCCCAUCAGAAACCAGACCACACAUCUGGACAUCAGCAAGCUCUGUCACUCAUGUUCAGACUCUGAACACUGUUGUGGUUCUACUGAAGCUGUGAUCCGAUUGGUCCUCUCUGCUCUGGUGGGCGUGGCUACUGUCUUUCUUCUGGUUUAUGACAUCAGAUCCUGAAGAGUUGAACAAGAUCAAGUAUAAGUCCAUAUGACAACAAUGCUCUGCUCUGCUCUAGCCUCUUAAGACCCAGCAAAAUUAUUUGAUUUACUAUUUUUCUUUGUGCAAAAUGCAUUUAUAAAGGUCAUAUUCAGGUUACCUCAUUAUAUAUAAUGUAUCUAUAAACAAAAUCUAAUUAGCAUAUUAAUGUGUUUUGGGGGCAACAUGUAAAAAUAAGUUUAAUAAUGGGAGUAAUAAUUGACAAGAUUUUCACAAUAAUAUAUAACAUUUCAUAGGAAUAUUGAAGUAUAAUUUCUUUCCCUAUUCAUUUGUUGUGUCUCCCAAAAUGAGUAAUAAACAUGCUUUUAGUACCAGUAUCCUCAUACGAGGACAUACAUGAAAUCAAAAUCCUGUUUCACAACAGAAAGUCAUGUUUUGAUUGGAAACCCCAUAACAUUUUCCUGAGAAGUUGAUUUAUGACACACAGUUUCUAUUGGUCCUUCAGAAAUCAUUAUAAUAUGCUGAUUUGCUGCUUAUUGAUAAACAUUUCAGAUUAUUAUCAAUGUUGUGAAAACAGUUGCGCUGCUUCAUAAUUUUGUGGAAAAUGUUAUACAUUACUAUUCAGUCUAGGGUAAUAUUAGCAUCACAAUAUAAUAAAGUAUCAUAGUUUUCAAAAAACAAUAUUAAGCAGAAAACUAAAUUUUAAGUGUAAUGUUUUAUAAUGUUAUUAUUUUUGCAUUUUUUAAUCAAGUAAAUUCAGUCUUCAGCCUUAACAAUUGUUUAUCGUACAAAUUUUACUGCAAAUAUUACUGAAUUGUCUCUUCAUCUUUAGCUGCUUAGCUGUUUCUCUGAAAGAAAAGAGCCAGGUUAACUCACAUGUACGAAAGUUCUAAGCGGCCAUGCAUUAUAAUUUUUUUUCCUUUUUGUUUAUAGUUAUAACGACUUAAUUUUCUCGUUAUCUCGACAUAACGAAAGUCGUUUUCUCGUUAUAACGACUUAUUUUUCUCGUUAUCUCGACAUAAUGAAGUUCGUUUUCUCGUUAUAACGACUUAUUUUUCUCGUUAUCUCGACAUAACGAAAGUUUGUUUUCUCAUUAUAACGACAUGACAGUUUUACUGUUGCUAUAGUAACGAACUCAACUUUGACAGGUAUCUGAUGGACAACCAUUUUGAUUUUUCCAGAGACAGUACAACGAACGUUUUGUUUUUGUAAUUAACAUGUUUAAAUGGCAACACCACGAAAUUAGAGCUGCUUGGAUUAAACUCACUUUUCAUUUUCCCUUUAUUUGAAAUAAAAUUAUAUAUAAUUUGUAA